AUGUGCAUUUCAUGCUUUUGUUUUUUUGCUAGUGGCUUGUUACUUGCUGUUUAUAUUUUAGACUAUGGAAAUAAUACUAAGACAAAAAGCAAUUUGAGUGAUUUUCUUAAGUUUAAAAUGGGUUGUAAAGCAACAGAGACAACUCACAACAGCACAUUUGGCCCAGGAACUCCUAAUGAACGUACAGCACAUGGUGGUUUAAGAAGUUUUGCAAAGGAGGAGAGAGCCUUGAAGAUGAGGAGCGCAGUGGCCAGCCAUCAGAAGUUGACAACGACCAACAGAGAGCCAUCGUUGAAACUGAUCCACUUACAAGAGAAAUUGCCAAGGAACUCCACGUCGACCAUCCUAUGGUCGUUCAGCAUUUGA
This is a messenger RNA of Rangifer tarandus platyrhynchus (Svalbard reindeer), 366 nucleotides long. NCBI's taxonomy places the organism in Eukaryota, Metazoa, Chordata, Mammalia, Artiodactyla, Cervidae. The record is from the annotation of a GenBank genome assembly.